Octodon degus (degu) is the source of this 1160-nucleotide messenger RNA. RefSeq names its product RNA polymerase II subunit E (gene Polr2e). Gene Ontology annotation, cellular component: RNA polymerase II, core complex; RNA polymerase III complex; RNA polymerase I complex. Gene Ontology annotation, biological process: DNA-templated transcription. Lineage: Eukaryota; Metazoa; Chordata; Mammalia; Rodentia; Octodontidae. Gene Ontology annotation, molecular function: DNA-directed RNA polymerase activity; DNA binding. The transcript is spliced from 8 exons. The record is from RefSeq and is a predicted model, not a curated record. Bases 53 to 685 code for a protein of 210 amino acids.
UGCGUGCGGGGCUUGAGUGGCGCAUGCGCAGUGCUGUGCGAGCGGCGGCGCCAUGGACGACGAGGAGGAAACGUAUCGUCUUUGGAAAAUCCGCAAGACCAUCAUGCAGUUGUGCCAUGACCGCGGCUACCUGGUGACCCAAGAUGAGUUGGAUCAGACGCUGGAGGAGUUCAAAGCUCAGUUUGGGGACAAGCCAAGUGAGGGGCGUCCACGGCGCACUGAUCUUACCGUGCUGGUGGCCCACAAUGAUGACCCCACGGACCAGAUGUUUGUCUUCUUCCCAGAGGAACCCAAGGUGGGCAUCAAGACCAUCAAGGUGUACUGCCAGCGCAUGCAGGAGGAGAACAUCACCCGCGCGCUCAUCGUGGUACAGCAGGGCAUGACACCCUCCGCCAAGCAGUCCCUGGUAGACAUGGCACCCAAGUACAUCCUGGAGCAAUUCCUGCAGCAAGAGCUGCUGAUCAACAUCACGGAGCAUGAGCUUGUCCCAGAGCACGUUGUCAUGACCAAGGAGGAGGUCACAGAACUGCUGGCCCGAUAUAAGCUCCGGGAGAACCAGCUGCCCCGCAUCCAGGCAGGGGACCCUGUGGCCCGCUACUUUGGGAUAAAGCGAGGGCAGGUUGUGAAGAUCAUCCGGCCCAGUGAGACAGCAGGCAGGUACAUCACCUACCGGCUGGUGCAGUAGCUGUGGAGUAGCAGCCCCUGGAGACAGACAGAUGGAUGUAUGGGCACAGUCUCAGUCACCUUCUAGGGAGACCUGAGCCCCAGCCUCCUUGCUGCUGCCACAGUUUCUCUCUCUGGAUGAGGAUUUCAUCAGCAGCAUCUGGCCAAGACUGCAGAAGGGGCGUGGUGCAGGAUCGGAAGGCCCCUGGGCAGGCUGGCAUGAGCCUUGGUCCUGGGGCGACUGCCAGGUGGGGGCCAGGACUGCUUCUCCCAGUGGUCCUAAUGUGCUCCUGAGCAUGCGGCUCAUGGUCCCCUGUGUGGGCUGCCCGCGUGUGCCUGUAGGCUGUUCCCACCUGGCCUCUUCCACAUAGACUGUCCUUGUGAGCACACUGUAUGCACUAGGACCUGGGGUCACAGGUUGAUCAAGCUCUCAGUUGCUAUAGGAUGUUGAAUAUUUUAAAAAUUAAGGCUAUUUUGAGUAAAUAAACUUGUCUCAA